Molecule: messenger RNA, 1326 nt
Organism: Linum tenue
Lineage: Eukaryota; Viridiplantae; Streptophyta; Magnoliopsida; Malpighiales; Linaceae
Source: the annotation of a GenBank genome assembly
AUGGGCCUCCAAAAAGGCCCAGCCAUCCAUCCUCGGGCAUCAAAGGACUAUGUGAGACGCGGAGGAAUCGAUGUGGGAAAAUGCCUUCCAUUGGAAUGGACUCCACUUUGCUUCUUCAUUAAGAAUUUCAAUCGAGAAAAAGAAAAUCGAGAGACACAGAGAGAGAGAAAUUCGGAUUACCUUUAUAAAAUUCAUCGACGCGGCAGAUUGAUCAGAAUGCGCUCCUUCCCACCAAAUUCCUUUCCUAUUCUUCCUCCGCUGCUGCUCUUCUUUGUCGUCUCCGCUGCGAUCGCCACCAUGACCGACUCCGUUCCUUCCGCCGCCGCCUCCGCCUCCGCCCAGCCGGCUUCCGCCGCUGUUCACAUCGUCUACACCGAGAGGCCGGAGGGGAAUGAAGAGCCGGAGGCCUAUCACAUCCGAACCCUCGCCUCCGUCCUCGGCAGCGAGCAGGCUGCGAAGGAUGCUAUGCUGUACAGUUACAAGACGGCUGCGUCUGGCUUCUCAGCUAAGCUUACUCCAGAGCAGGUCGAGCAGAUCUCAAGUUGAGUUGAAUUAGGGUUUGAUGGUUGUUGUACCUUUGGUAAUGGCACCUGUUUGUUGCCGAUUGUCACCCUUUGGGAGUCCUUUUGAUAACCUUUUCUCAGCUACAUGACUUCUGUUGCCAUACUUCUGUGAAGUUUGUUUUGAUUGCAUCUUCAGGAGAUGUUGAAUCGUCUGAGAGAUCCCUUUGCUUGGCUCACGAUGUCGGUUAAUGUAUCUUCCUUAUGUUAGUAACGUAUUUCUGAUUCGCUUGAAUGAGUUCUUGUGAAGGCUUCUUUGCCCGGAUUAUGUUUUCCAGAAAAUAGGAUUGAAUAUGCUGAUGACGAGUUAAUUCCCAGAUGUUGUGCUCUGCUUUUAUAUAUAGAUAGCAGAGUCGCACAAGCAAAUGUGAUACAGACCUGUCAUUUGUUACAGUGCUGAAGCCUCUUUGUUCUGUUGCUCAACAUUUUGCAUCCAAGCCAUCACUGGUUUAAUAAUCUCAAAUGGAAUGACAAGUCCCUUUUACUUCUUUUUGUGUUUUUGUUUCGUUCGCAGGACAACCCGGUGUACUUCAGGUUGUCCCGAGCAGGACUGUCCAGCUGCAUUCUGGACCGGGGAAGCUCCACUAGAGGACUUGCCAAAGCAAUAUAUAUCAUCUGAUAAAUGUGUAACCAAUGAGUGGAUUGUUUUUCUCUUACUGCAUUAGCAAACGUCUUCUGUGCACUUACUACAGAUGGUAUAUGGCCUGUAAAAACACAGUUUAUGUUUUAAAUAAAGGGUUAAAGACAUAUUUGGUCACUGAGAUUA